Lineus longissimus is the source of this 1993-nucleotide messenger RNA. RefSeq lists its product as uncharacterized. Lineage: Eukaryota; Metazoa; Nemertea; Pilidiophora; Heteronemertea; Lineidae. The transcript is spliced from 5 exons. The record is from RefSeq and is a predicted model, not a curated record. The coding region runs from base 191 to 1213 and encodes 340 amino acids. Gene Ontology annotation, molecular function: protein binding.
GAUAAUUUGAGGUAAAAAGGUUUAAAGUUGAAUUCCCUGGAUUCAUACUGCGCCGACAUGUGAACUAACGAGAACAGCGAACAAAAUUGUAAAAAAGAAGACGGAGAGCCUCAACAAGAUCAUCUAGUGCUAAACGAAAUCGCAAUUACAGCUCGAUAUUGAUCCAGAAUAGCCAAGGAAGCCAGCAAUAAUGCAGUGCAAAGAGUGUGGCGAAGAAAAGCUCCUGAAUGAAUAUCCAAGGGAAAAACUUACAAAAAACUGCAAGCACCCUUACCAUCAUUGCUUUGAGUGUGUCAUUAAAGAGUUGAAGAGGACACAAAAGUGCCCAAAAUGCUGUGCAGUUGUCCACGAUUCUGAGGAGAAGAUAAAGCUUUAUGAAGCCCACCUAAAGCGUUUGUUCAAGCCCUAUGAGAGAGCCAGACCUGUUGCUACUGGCGAGCAUUUCAUUCAUGUUAGACGCCUGGACGGUGAAGAGAAGACAUUCUCAUUCAAACCUGAGAUGACCAUCAAAGAACUGAAAGAAAAAAUCAAAGCCUACUGGAAAUAUUCAACAGGGAAGCAGUGCCUCAAGUACAACAAGAGGGAAUUAGAGGCGUAUGAUCAUGGACGAUACAGAACAUUUGAAGAUUUUAGUGUACCAGGAGGCAGCACAAUACAUCUGAUCAUCAGACUUCUCAGUGUCCCAGACAACAUUGACCAUGCUGUCUUUGAGCUCCACUGGCAUUAUCCCAAAACAUCGAAGAACUUAUUCAUUGAUGCCUCUUGCUUUGUGUACAAAGGCUCCGAGUUGUUCGAAGUUGUUGAUUUUGAGAAUGAAGAAGGUAAAAUUUGUGGUGGAAGUGUUAAGCAUUCUGGUGAUGACAUGGAUCGUAUAAAUCAUAUUGGUCGCCACUGUAUUGAAGUGAAACUGAAACAGCUCCCAAAAGAUGUAACUCACUUAUAUUUCUUGCUAAGCACAUGGAAUGCCUCCAACAUGAAAGAUAAUUUCGAUGCUCUGUCACUGAAUUUCUUUGAAAUAAGUGACAUAUUCACCCCCCUCUGCAACACAGUUUUACAACAAGAAAAACUGCACAUGAAAGCAGUGAUCGUCUGCUAUGCCAAUCGUGGUGAGAACUGCUGGUUCAUUGACGAGGUCAAGAUACCAUGUGACGGUAAUGUUGAUGCCUAUGAACCUAUGAAAAAAGCAGUCGAAGAUAUGAUUGCAAAGCUUUGAAUACUUUUCUGCAGUUGGUGAUUGAUACUUCCCAGUUCAAAUUAAGGUAUCAAAUCUAUAAGACUAUGAGUUCUAUAUUGUCAUAUAAACAACUCUUGUCCAUGUAGUAUCCCAGUUACAUAAUUUUGCUGUAAUAUAUGCCUACACCUGAAAUGUCAACAGAUACAGUUACUCAUAAUGGGAACCAGUAUUGGAUUUAGUUUUAAAAAACAGCAAAAUAUAAGUCAACUUUCAGAAUAUUUCAAUCUUAAUCAAUAGAGUAAGACUUGGGUAUUUCAGACUGCCAUAAACUGGAUAACCGCAUAAUAGACUGGUCUUACACGUCCAGGUUCCAAGACAGGUGGUAAUGUGUAUAAUGGAUGCUGGUCCAGGCAAGUCCAAUAUUAUAUGCAGGUUUUACUGUAUUUCAAAUCUUAAAUUAACUUUGAAAGAUCUUUGAUGGUACAACUGAUUUGUCGGAAGUCUUCUCAACCAUUAAAUUACCCAGAAUAAAGAAUAUGUGUCAGGGUGAAUUCGUGCCGUCCACAAACAUUUAAUCCAGACAUAUUUUGAACAAGGCCACUGGGGCAGUUCGGUAAUUAGUCCAGAAAAACAGUCAGAUUAACUUGAUGGAUCAUGUAAUGUUCAAUAACAUAUAAAGCGUAUAGUGGAAGAUUUGGGUCAUUGAUGUCGGAAUAGUGGUUGGAGAUGACAGUUAUACAUUUUUAUGUGACAACUUUUAUCUAUUGCAAUAUUUGAUCAAUCAAAGCAAAUUUUGAUCAUUAUUUGAAUUUGAUGAUA